AUGUCAGAUACGAAUUCAAAGAAUAUAAUCGAAGAAGAAACUGAAACAACCAUGCAGCAAACUAUUUUACUUAAUAUUCCACCACGAUUACAAUGGGAUAAUGAUAAUGGUUAUUGUGGCGAAGCAGCUCUCCAGUCUAUCAGUCUCUAUUAUGGUGCUUGGAUUUCUCAAAAAUUGAUUCAUGAUAUAAAUGAAGGUGAAUAUCUAUCGCAACCAGUGCCACCCAAUGAUCAUCGAGAACCAUUGCGUACUUUGACAUUACUUCAUUUCACAUAUAAUGAAUGGGAUUGGAUUAACUCUCCUCAGUCAUAA
Molecule: messenger RNA, 312 nt
Organism: Adineta steineri
Lineage: Eukaryota; Metazoa; Rotifera; Eurotatoria; Adinetida; Adinetidae
Source: the annotation of a GenBank genome assembly